Drosophila melanogaster (fruit fly) is the source of this 4831-nucleotide messenger RNA. RefSeq names its product runt related A (gene RunxA). Gene Ontology annotation, molecular function: sequence-specific DNA binding; ATP binding; DNA binding. The coding region runs from base 966 to 2921 and encodes 651 amino acids. Lineage: Eukaryota; Metazoa; Arthropoda; Insecta; Diptera; Drosophilidae. The record is from RefSeq and is marked reviewed. Gene Ontology annotation, cellular component: nucleus. The transcript is spliced from 6 exons. Gene Ontology annotation, biological process: developmental process involved in reproduction; regulation of DNA-templated transcription; cell fate determination.
ACUCGCCGCCGACCUUUCAGUUCCGAUUCCGAGACGGACUCGUAAGACCCCUCGGUUCGCUCGGCAAGUGCAAACUGCAAAUCGGGUGCGCUCAAAGGCUCUCGGGCCGCAAUCCAACACUCGUUGGAGUUCGUGCCACAAACGAAUUGCAUCCCGGCAGCAACAUCGCGGCGCAGGCAACUCUGGAGCUGGUCAGGUGCCCCCGAAUAUGUCACUCUGCAUUCUGACCACUAACGCGCCGGCUGUGCAUCCGUUGUGAACCGAUCCGUAGCGAUUCGCUUCCAUUCAAUUCGAUUCGAUUCGAUCCGUUACGUCGUUACGUUGCGUGGCCAAUAAAGUGGCUAAUAUCGUGCUUAACUCCGGGAAUCAUCAUUAAUCUGCAAACAAAGUUGAGAUUAACUGUCUACUACAACAAGUCAGCAGACCCAGAUCGUGUGGCAAAGAUCUCGCCAGGUCGAGAUCUCAAAACCCAGUUUCUCAAACACAAAGAUCGUUGGUACAAUGUUGGCGCCAUCAUCUGUUCAAGUUAUCUGUUUUUUUGAGUGUGCCUCUGUCGGGCAAUAAAAGAUCGAAAGUUUGGAAACAGUGAAGAGAUCUAAAAGAGAGCAAUACAAAUAUAGAGGUAUUAAGUGCACACGUUGAAUACAUUUGGGACAUCAUCGGUCGAGCAAGUGCACUUUGUGCAUUUAGCAGCACAGAAGGACAUUGGGUAAACCCGCGGGCAAAUCCUGAACUUUGAUUGUUUUCCGAGGCAGGUGCGAUUAAAGGACGACAAAAUUGUGCGGUUAAAAAAAGUGCAGGCUCACGCUCAAGGGCAACUGGAGCAGUUCGAGCAGCAGCAGCAACAACAGCAGCAACAGCAGCAGCAGCAGCAGCAGCAGCAACAGCAUCUGCAGCAGCAACAGUUGCAACAGCAGCAGCAGCAACACUAUCACCACUACAGCGCCAAUAGCAACAACUACAAAAUGCAUUUGACUACCACAUCGAGCAAUUCAACGGCAUCCAAUGCCAAUAAUAACAACAACAAUACGGCAAACAACAACAACACAAGCAGCAACAACAACACGACCAAUACGAACGGCAGCAGCAACAACAACACGAGUGGCAACAACAACAACAGCAGCGGCAACAACAGCAACACGGAGCAAAACACACCGCCCACGCCCGCCCAACUCCUAAAUGAGGCCUACACGAAGAUGACCUCGGACAUCCUGGCGGAGCGGACGCUGGGCGACUUCCUCACCGAGCAUCCGGGCGAGCUGAUCCGCACGAGCAGUCCGCUCUUCGUCUGCACGGUGCUCCCGCCCCACUGGCGGAGCAACAAGACGCUGCCGGUGGCCUUCAAGGUCGUCUCGCUGGGCGACAUUAUGGACGGAACGAUGGUCACCGUGCGGGCGGGCAACGAUGAGAACUACUGUGCGGAGCUGCGCAACUGCACGGCGGUGAUGAAGAACCAGGUGGCCAAGUUCAAUGACCUCAGGUUCGUCGGGCGGAGCGGCAGAGGGAAAAGCUUCACGCUAACCAUCACCGUGUCAACGAAUCCACCGCACAUAGCCACCUACAACAAGGCGAUCAAAGUGACUGUCGAUGGGCCACGCGAACCCCGUUCCAAGACAAUGUUAUCCCUUUUAGGACAGCAACAGCAGUUCCACUUCGCCUUUGGCCAACGACCGUUCCAUUUCUCCACGGAUCCACUUUCUGGCUUCCGGAUGCCGCCCAUUGGCAAUUGUCAGAGUGCAAGCAACACGCACUGGGGCUACGGAUCAGCUGCCUCAGCAUAUUCACCCUAUUUGGCCAGCAGCGGAUUAUCGUCCUGCACCACGCCCACUUCCGCUCAGUUCAACAAUCCGGCCCUGGGCUUCACCUGCUCCUCUAACGAUCAGAGCAACAACCAGGACUUCGGAGGAGCCACCAAUCGCGACUGCGUGCCGAUGCUGCCCGACUCGACGGCCAGCGAUCUCGACCAGCACUUGAGCAGCCUGGUGGGCUCCACCAGUGGCCAGAUGACGCACCACAGUCUGUUGGGCGCCGGCGGCCAGACCUCAAUCUCCUCCACGGUGAACGGGGCCAGCGGGGGCGGAAGCGCGGGAGCCGGAACCGCCGGCGGUGGAGCGGGCAGCGGUGGAGGUGCUGGCGGUGGUGCGGGCGGCAACUCCAUCCUGGUGCCGCGCUACCACACAAACGCGAGCAACGAGUACAAUGUGCACUCCAGCCAGAAUGGACCGCGGAGCCUGUCGGACAGCUCGCAGGCGGAGUCGCCGGUGCAGGAGGACCUGCUGACCACCAACACACCGAACCUGGGCAGCACGGCGGGCGGUGGGGCGGCCAACGGUGGUGCGGGCUCGAAUGCGGGCAGUGGUGCGGCGGGCAGUGGUGCCGGUGGUGCUGGCGGCGCCUCCUCGGCGGUGGGCAAUCCCGCCAUGCUGGGCGCCAAUCAGAACUUCCCGGGCAUUGUCAACCAGGCGCAACACUCGGCGGCCUCGGCCUACGGCGGCGGAACCGGGGUGGUGGGCGGAGGACAUGGCAGUGCCGCUGCCGCUGCCGCCGGAUGCAAUGGCUCACUGUACCCCGUGCUGCCCGCCAGUCUGCUGUAUUCCCAGCUGUAUACCGCUGCCAAUCAGUCCGCCCACGGCUUCCACUCGCACACCUUGCCCGCCCACGCCUCGCCGAACUCCUCCGUGCACGGCGAGCUCCAGAGCGUCAUGGAUCACAUCAGCAAUGUGGGCGUGCGGCAGCAGCACAACAUAAUGGCCGGCGGGGGCGUGACCCAUCCGGGCGACCUGACCCUGAUCGGCAACUGCGGCGCCUCGGUGAGGAACAUCGAGGACGGGAACAGUAAUCGGCAGGUGGCCGCCUUAGCUGCCCAUCGCGGCCACCACAAUCCCACCGACAAUGGGGGCAGCGUUUGGAGGCCCUAUUGAGGUCAGGUUCUGUGGUGCGGCUCGGCGGUUCUAUAGUGCGAGGGGGGCGGGCCGCAGCACGAGGCGGGGAUGGGCGUGGGAAUGGGGGCGGGAGUGGGCGUGGGACUAAGCAUGGGCAUGGGUAUGGGUAUGGGUAUGGGCAUGGGCGGGGGCAUGAACUGCUUUGGGGGCUUCUAAUCUGUACAUAGUUGGGGGUCAAGGGCGAGUCCAGCUAGUUGAUUACCGAUUCGCAGCGAACCUUUCAAAGGGGAAUCAAUUGAAAAAUUCCGAUAUUAGCGAUUUUAGUAAUGAGUAUCACCGUAUUUCCGCUUGCAAGAUAUUCUCUUUACGCAAUGUGCAUUAAUGCUAUCGCAACUAUCGAUUUCAUAUCGAAAAAUCAACGAUAUUACGUGCGAAAACGGUUAUAAAAUGCUCUUUCCCUUAACUUAAAAGCGAUCGGUGAUCGAUAACUGGAAUCGCCAUACACAUAUACACUUUUAUAAAAUAUAAAUUGUAAAUAGAUGGAAAAUAAAGAUGUUAUCAGAGAUAAAGAAAAGGGUUGGAUGUCCAAAAGUGAAUAUUUUACUUUGGCAAUCCGAAGAAAGUAUUUAUCUGUAUAUAGUGUUAGCGGACGUAAAACAUUUCAUAUCCCACUAAUAGGCAUCUGAAGCAUUGUUUUUAAAACUCUAGAAGUUGUGUGUGUGUGUGUAUGUUUUUUUUUUUUUUAUAACAUUUGACCAUAAAGUAAAACGAAAAUGAUCAACAUUUAGUAGAAUUUUUCGGAGCGCUUCAAAGCCCUCCACAAUAGCGUAUAGUUAAAUAAAAAAGUCAAAACUAUAAACUAGAGUCUAAGACAGAACUAAUUAGCAAAUUUGAAGGGCAGAAAGUAUGCCCUUCCGAAAACAUUUCAGUGGAUUUGUAGAGCAUAAAACGCGCUGGAAAAAAUGUGUAUUUCAAACAGCAGUGGGUCUGUAUCGAGUUACUUUUUUUUCUUUGUAUUUCGUAUUUUGUAUUUUUUCCAGGCGCGUGGUAAGCCCGAGCCAUCAAACUAGUCAUGUUAGCUGAUAAGUCAUUACCGAGAUACAAUACCGGAAUUAAGAAAACGAAUACCAAAAAUCGAAGAAAAUACAUAGAAACUUUAAACUAGUCGUAAACACUGUGAAGCCAAAGUCAACUUGAUUUUAAGUGAUUUGUACUGUUUUUUUUUUUUUCGGUGUAAGAUAUGAGUGUUGAGAGUGGGAAAGAGUAUAAUUCUGGGGGAGAGGGGAUUUGCUUGAUGGGCGGGUCGUAGAGCCGAUGUAUGUCUGAGUUCCUAAGCCGUAAUCCAUGUUCGUGAAUUUGUUUACUGUUCAUUUCAUGUGCUUCGAUCUGCGUGUCCUUUAAAUGUGUAUAAACAUGUGCAAUCUAAGCUAACCGAAAAACAAAUAUAUACCUAUAAAUAUGCAUAUAACGAGAUAACUGUAUACUAAAUGGUAGACCGCACACCCGCAACCGCAAUCUAUGACACUUAAAAACUUAUAAUGUAAUUCUUUUUUUUGUUAGUUCAUAAGUGGUAAAACGAAAAAAAAAGAGAAGCAAAUUAAAUUCCGAAAAAAUCACUGUAAUACGCGAAUGAAAGAGGAGGGUUAAGAAAUCGGUUAGAAAUGUCCAAAAUAGCACAUUCUUUUAAUAUAUAUAUACAUAUAUAUUUAUAUAUAUAUAUAUGAAUUCACACGCUUACCAACGGAAUCGAAGUAAAAGUGUAAUUGAUGUAUACCAGAGAAAUGGGAAAUCCCAAAAGAGUUACCGAAACUAUGUGUAUAAUUUAGCCAAGAACCCGCAUAUUUAAAUAUAUAGAAAUUAAAGCAACAAUUUGUGCAAUAAAGAAUCAACAACCAAUGAGAGUUCUUUGUAAUGAAGGAAAUAAAUGUAACUGAAACAUUUUAUUUGAG